Molecule: messenger RNA, 2387 nt
Organism: Electrophorus electricus (electric eel)
Lineage: Eukaryota; Metazoa; Chordata; Actinopteri; Gymnotiformes; Gymnotidae
Gene: adss1
Product: adenylosuccinate synthase 1
Biological process (GO): IMP metabolic process; 'de novo' AMP biosynthetic process
Cellular component (GO): cytoplasm
Molecular function (GO): adenylosuccinate synthase activity; GTP binding
Source: RefSeq, a predicted model, not a curated record
GUUGAGCAUGCGCGCACCUUAUCGCGCUUAGAGGUACCACUGAUACAGCACCGAUUCACUCAGAGUUUGGACUUCAGACCAGUAACGAUGUCUUCGGGCUGGUCAGCGAAUGACCACAAGGGUCAUACAAACCCCCUCUCAACAGGAGUUAAGCGCUCGCGAUUAGACUCUGGGAACAAAGUUGCUGUUGUCCUUGGUGCGCAAUGGGGAGACGAAGGCAAAGGAAAAGUUGUGGACUUAUUGGCAACAGAAUCUGACAUCGUUUGCAGAUGUCAGGGAGGUAACAAUGCUGGCCACACAGUGGUGGUUGAAGGCACAGAGUAUGACUUCCAUCUCCUUCCUAGUGGUAUCAUCAACACCAAAUGCAUAUCACUCAUUGGUAACGGAGUAGUGAUUCAUCUUCCUGGCCUGUUUGAAGAGAUUGACAAAAAUGAGAAGAAAGGCUUGAAAGGAUGGGAGAAACGACUUGUCAUCUCAGACAGAGCGCACAUAGUAUUUGAUUUCCACCAGGCAUUGGAUGGAAUGCAAGAACUCCAGAGACAAGCACAGGAAGGCAAAAAUAUAGGAACAACCAAGAAAGGCAUUGGACCAACCUAUUGCUGCAAGGCGUCUCGCACUGGGCUUCGCAUCUGUGACCUGCUAGCGGAUUUCAAAGAGUUUUCUACCAAGUUUAAAAGCCUUGCGCAGCAGUACCAGUCCAUGUAUCCACUUCUUAAGGUUGAUGUUGAGGGUGAACUGAAAAAACUAAAGGAGUAUGCAGAGAGAAUAAGACCCAUGGUGAGGGAUGGCGUGUAUUUCAUGUACGAUGCAAUUCACGGACCCCCGAAGAAGAUCCUGGUAGAGGGUGCCAAUGCUGCCCUCCUUGACAUUGACUUUGGAACCUAUCCAUUUGUGACAUCAUCCAACUGCACCGUGGGUGGGGUGUGCACUGGCCUUGGCAUCCCCCCAGCAUACAUCGGGGAUGUGUACGGAGUGUCCAAGGCCUACACAACCAGAGUAGGCAUCGGGGCCUUCCCAACAGAACAAGUUAAUGCUAUAGGGGAGCUGUUGCAGACACGUGGUCAUGAAGUUGGUGUUACUACAGGCAGGAAGAGGCGCUGUGGUUGGCUGGACUUGGUCAUCCUCAGAUAUGCACAUAUGAUCAAUGGUUUUACUGCCAUUGCUUUGACUAAGCUGGACAUUCUUGAUGUUCUUGAUGAAAUCAAAGUCGCCAUUGCCUACAAGCUGAACGGCAAAAGAAUUCCCCAUUUUCCAGCUAACAUGGAAGUCUUGCAGAAGGUCGACGUUGAGUAUGAGGUCUUCCCUGGCUGGAAGACAGACACCUCAGCAGCUAGGAAGUGGAAUGACCUUCCACCCAAAGCGCAAAACUACAUUCGCUUUGUGGAGAAUCACAUUGGUGUUCCUAUUAAGUGGGUAGGCGUAGGCAAAUCCAGGGAAUGCAUGAUUCAGAUGUUCUAGAUUGUCCACCUCAACCAACAGGAAUACUCCCCAGUCCAUCAACAACAUGUCAUUCUCAGUAAAUUCCCUGACAAUCUUAAAUGUCACAAUAACUGGACAAGUGUUCAAAAUGCCAUUGUAGAUGGUUAAAUGCACCAAAACAGUGGGAUAUUGUCUAAGUAGCUAAUUUUAAAUAACUGAUCAAUGUGUUUAAAAGGUAAGCUUUCACUUGAUAAUGUCUUUUUCUUGAUAUGGGAUAAGGGUUAAGCUCUUGAAAGGGCAAAAUAUCCAGGCAUUAUUUUACUCAGUUCAUUGUGCAAUUUUUUGUUCUAGAAAUGGAAUGAAGGUUGUUUACACAGAAUAUUGUGUGGUUGUUUGUUUGUGUAUGUGUGUGUACAUGUAACUUAGUGGUCAGGUAUAGAAGAUCAAAAUAUUAACAACCAUAGUAAUCAUAGUAACAAUGUUUUGCAUGGUUAUUAUAUGACAUUGCACUUAUUCUCACUAAUAUAAAGUUAAUUUACUAUAUUGUUAUUAUUUUAACACUGAGUUUUGUGAAUAAUCUCUUUAACUUUGAGUGAUAUUUGCAUGAGAUGAUUCUUUUAAGAGUAGAGAACAAGAUUGUACAUGCAGCCUGUUUUAGUUUUUCUUUAUUCAUUUUCUUGUCAUUGUUUAUUCUUAAAUAAACAUUUUACAGUUUUGUGUUAUGUCAUAUAUGAGGUUAGAUAGGGCAUUAGUCAAGCUGUUUCAUAAAUAGAUACUGACAUAGAACAUUCUGUUCCACUGUCUUAUGCCAAGACUAAGCUGGCCUGCCACUGGACCCAAGUGUGGCAGUAAAACCCCAGAUGCAAAGUAAGUCACUGUCAUCUGAGCAAGCUCAAAAAAAAGACUACUAGUGCCACUUCGAAGGAGACGUAUUUGAAACAAACCACAAUAAAUAUAUUGUUUACAAA